AUGUCGGGCAGGUCGGUCCGCGCCGAGACACGGAGUAGGGCGAAAGAUGACAUCAAGCGGGUUAUGGCUGCUGUUGAGAAAGUACGAAAUUGGUAAGAGGGAACGCGUUAUCUAAGAGAGCAGCAAUGCUAGUGGGGGAGGAGAAAGCAGGAGAAGAAAGAACGAAAUACACAUUAAAUCAAAUUUGGUCGGAUGAUACAUCUGCUCAGGUGUACUGCGCUCUCUCGCCCUGAUCUGAGGAGGUCGCCGCUUAAAACACUUAUAAUGUAGGAAUAUCUAUUCAUAAAAAAAUGUGGGUUGAACCUAGAAGCCAUUUCGUUGCAGUUAGAUGAAGCCUUUGCUGUUCGAGCAUUCUGUAAUGCAUGAGAAGCAUGGUAGGUUACUGCUUUUUCACUGCUCGAAUGGUAUCAAUAUUAACAUCACAGCCGUAGUUCGACGACAGCGGUAUAGUGAGAAUAGUUAACGUUCGCGGGGUUUUAAAUUUAGCGCUUGGAGAGGUUCGUUCUUUUGUGUCCUGCAAAUAGAGGGCGCGCGUGCGGUGGUGGUGGUUAGACGAACUGUGCAAAGCCCGAAUUGCUUUACAAUUUUAUUUUGUAUUACUAAUAAUAUGCCCCUAUAGUAAUAUAACAUUGAAAUUGUAUAGUUUGAUGUCAUGUGGAUUUGCUUGCAAGUAGCCUGAAUGUAUAAUUACCACUAAAUUGUGUGCUUCAUUUAGUCUAAAUAAUGUGAGGCUAUUAUAGGCAGUCAUUGGGUGAAUUUCUCAAAGGUUUAGAAAGAAGUAACAACAAAUUCCUAAACCUCAAAUUAACUUGCCAAAGUAAAUGCUGAAAUACAGUUUCUAUUGGGAAUUGUAAUUUAAAUUGAUAGUACACUAAAAUAGUGUUUUGUUGACAUUAAAAAUGCAAUAUAUCAAUUGCAAACAAGUGUUUCUCAUUCCUUGUGUAACUAACGCAGGGAGAAGAAAUGGGUAACUGUCGGCGACACAUCCUUGCGAAUCUACAAGUGGGUGCCUGUGACCGAACCCAAGUCAAAUGAUGUAAGUCAUCCACAGGGUGUUUGGGGGCACCACAUUUGCCUAAUCGUUUUUGCAGGUCCUUGUAGAAUGAGACUGGGAACAGUUACUGAAGUGCGGUGGAUGAUCACCAACAUGUGCUUCCUUUCCUCAUGUCCUUUCCAAUUCCUUCUGACAUGAACUUGUCCACAAAGGUAGCCUACUAUAUUGAGAUAAAGUACAUCAUUAUGUAAUACUUAAUAAAUAUGUAAUAAAUAGUGGCACUUCAGCAUUGUAUGUGCUAUCUUGCAGAAGAGCAAAAAUAAGAAGAAAGCCAAGGAUGACAAGUACGGGUCGGAGAUCACAACACCAGAAAACAGCCCCUCUCCUGGAAUGAUGGAUAUGCAUGGUAAGCUAAAAAAGGGCAAAAUAUUUACAAAAUUAUUUUCUUUGGUUCAAUAAUAGUUGUAAAUUCAUCUUUGUCACUUUCUGUAUCUCUCAGAUGAUAACAGUAACCAGAGCUCCAUUGCUGACUGCUCUCCCAUGAAGCAGGAUAACAGCAACAGUGCCAGCCCUGCCCCAGAGGCCAUGGCAACUUCCCAGAGUGACAGCAACGAGGCUAAGAGUGACCAUAGUCAGUCCCCUGGCAAAGAGCAGCUGAAGAGCACAGACAGCAAGAGUGGUCAGUAUAUACAGUACCAGUCAAAAGUUUGGACACACAUACUCAUUCAAGGGUUUUUCUUUAUUUUUACUAUUUUCUACAUUGUAGAAUAAUAGUGAAGACAUCAAAACUAUGGAAUCAUGUAGUAACCAAAAAAGUGUUAAACAAAUCAAAAUAUUUUAUAUUUGAGAUUCUUCAAAUAGUCACCCUUUGCCUUGAUGACAGCUUUGCACACUCUUGGCAUUCUCUCAACCAGCUUCACCUGGAAUGCUUUUCCAACAGGAGUUCCCACAUAUGCUGAGCAGUUGUUGGCUGCUUUUCCUUCACUCUGCUGUCCUACUCAUACCAAACCAUCUCAAUUGGGUUGAGGUCGGGGGAUUGUGGAGGCCAGGUCAUCUGAAAUAGCCCUUACACAGCCUGGAGGUGUGUUGGGUCAUUGUCCUGUUGAAAAACAAAUGAUAGUCCCACUAAGCCCAAACCAGAUGGGAUGGCGUAUCGCUGUGGUAGCCAUGCUGGUUAUGUGUGCCUUGAAUUCUAAAUAAAUCACAGACUGUGUCACCAACAAAGCACCCCCACACCAUAACACCUUCUCCUCCAUGCUUCACAGUGGGAAAUACACAUGCGGAGAUCAUCCGUUCACCCACACCGCGUCUCACAAAGACACGGCGGUUGGAACCAAAAAUCUCCAAUUUGGACUCCAGACCAAAGGACACAUUUCCACCGGCCUAAUGUCCAUUGCUCGUGUUUCUUGGCCCAAGCAGGUCUCUUCUUAUUGGUGUCCUUUGGUAGUGGUUUCUCUGCAGCAAUUUGACUAUGAAGGCCUGAUUCACACAGUCCCCUCUGAACAGUUGAUGUUGAGAUGUGUCUGUGACUUGAACUCUGAAGCAUUUAUUUGGGGUGCAAUUUCUGAGGCUGGUAACUCUAAUGAGCUUAUCCUCUGCAGCAGAGGUAACUCUGGGUCUUCCUUUCCUGUGGCUGUCCUCAUGCGAGCCAGUUUCAUCAUAGCGCUUGAUGGUUUUUGCGACUGCACUUGAAGAAACUUUCAAAGUCCUUGACAUUUUCUGUAUUGACUGACCUUCAUGUCUUAAAGUAUUGAUGGACUGUUGUUUCUCUGUGCUUAUUUGAGCUGUUCUUGCCAUAAUAUGGACAAAUAGGGCUAUCUUCUGUAUAGCCCCCCUUUUGACAACACAACUGAUUGGCUCAAACGCAUUAAGAAAGAAAUUCCACAAAUUAACUUUUAAGAAGGCACACCUGUUAAUUGAAAUACAUUCCAGGUGACUACCUCAUGAAGCUGGUUGACAGAAUGCCAAGAGUGUGCAAAGCUGUCAUCAAGGCAAAGGGUGGCUAUUUGAAGAAUCUCAAAUAUAAAAUAUGUUGAUUUAUUUAACACUGUUUUGGUGACUACAUGACUCCAUAUGUGUUAUUUCAUAGUUUUGAUGUCUUCACUAUUAUUCUACAAUGUAGAAAAUAGUAAAAAUAAAGAAAAACCCUUGAAUGAGUAGAUGUGUCCAAACUUUUGACUGGUAGUGUAUGCUACCUAGCACAGAAGGGAGAGCACUGCCUUAGUUUAAACUAAACCAUACCAUAUACAUACUGCAACUUGUCCUCAUUAGCCCUGCUUUUGUUCUUACCUUUAGGUCUUUUCUAAGAGUAGUGCCAAUUUGUCAAAAAAUAUGGUUUAAUUUGACAGGCAGACUGCUUUCAUCCAGCCCUCAUAAUCCCAGAAUAGUAAAAAAAAUGUGCAGUUGCACAGCUGUCUCAAGAUCAAAAGGGUACAUGUUAUGUCUUCAUAAAGGACAGUUGGUGAACAAAAUGUUCUUGAAUCUUCACCAAUGUCAUUGGCAGCAUUAGCGACAUUUCUAAGAAUUAACCAAUCACCAAACAGAAUGGCUUUGAAAACCUUGAGCAAGUUUUUAUUUAAAUAUUUAAUCUAAAGAUUCAUAUUGAAAACCAUAAUCAAUGAUGAGGUUAUAGAAUAUAUAAUUAAAUGCUAAACAAGGCAGUAUUGUAAAAAAAUGGCAUCUACGGAGAGAUUUGUUCACAAGUAUGUACUCUGGGCAACAAGAGUUCGUCAAAUACACUAUAUAUACGAAAGAAUGUUGACACCCCUUAAAAUGAGUGGUUUGGCUAUUUCAGCAAACACCCGUUGCUGACCGGUGUAUAAAAUUGAGCACACAGCCAUGCAAUCGCCACAGAUAAACAUUGCCAGUAGAAUGGCCUUACUGAAGAGCACAGUGACUUUCAAUGUGGCACCGUCAUAGGAUGCCACCUUUCCAACAAGUCAGUUCGUCAAACUUCUGCCCUGCUAGAGCUGCACCGGUCAACUGUAAGUGCUGUUAUUGUGAAGUGGAAAUGUUUAGGAGCAACAACGGCUCAGCCUCGAAGUGGUAGACCAAACAAGCUCACAAAAUUUGACCGCCGAGUGCUGAUACGCGUAUUACGUAAAAAUCGUCUGUCCUCGGUUGCAACACUCACUACCGAGUUCCAAACUGCCUCUGGAAGCAACGUCAGCACAAUAACUGUUAGUCGGGAACUUCAUGAAAUGGGUUUCCAUGGCCGAGCAGCCGCACACAAGCCUAAGAUCACCAUGCGCAAUGCCAAGCAUCGGCUGGAGUGGUAUAAAGCUUGCCGCCAUUGGACUCUGGAGCAGUGGAAACGCGUUCUCUGAAGUGAUGAAUCACGCUUCACCAUCUGGCAGUCGGACAGCGGAAUCUGGGUUUGGCGGAUGCCAGGAGAACACUACCUGCCACAAUGCAUAGUGCCAACUGUAAAGUUUGGUGGAGGAGGAAUAAUGGUCUGGGGCUGUUUUUCAUGGUUCAGGCUAGGCUCCUUAGUUCCAGUGAAGGGAAAUCUUAACGCUACAGAAUACAAUGACAUACUAGACAAUUCUGUGCUUCCAACUUUGUGGCAACAGUUUUACAGUUGGGAAGGCCCUUUCCUGUUUCAGCAUGACAAUGCCCCCGUGCACAAAGCAAGGUCCAUACAGAAAUGGUUUGUCGAGAUCGGUGUGGAAGAGCUUGACUGGCCUGCACAGAGCCCUGACCUCAACCCCACCGAACACCUUUGGGAAGAAUUGGAACGCCGACUGCACUAACGCUCUAGCGGCUGAAUGGAAGCAAGUCCCCGCAGAAUGUUCUAACAUCUAGUGGAAAGCCUUCCCAGACGAGUGGAGGCUGUUAUAGCAGGAAAGGGGAACCAACUCCAUAGUAAUGCCGACGAUUUUGGAAUGAGAUGUUCGACGAGCAGGUGUCCACAUACUUUCGGUCAUGUAGUGUAUUUAGAGAACAGUUUAGCUGUUAUGUACUAGACUGGCGAACAGAUUGCUGGUUCCUCUUGUGGGCUUGAACAAAGGAUUUCACGAAGGCUUACUGUAGUAUCUGUAGUAAUGAGCUGUUAAAACGGUCUGCCAUGCUAAUGCCGUUUGAGGACAGAGUUCAAAACUCAUCACAAAGUACAGUACACUAACUUGUCAUUGCUGCAGUUUUCACCAGGUCACAAGCUAAACACCCUUGAGAAAAGUAUUUUCCAAUAUCAACCCCUUGUUCUGGACAUGGAUGUGACUCCGCAUUGUCUUACUUGCCACAAGAUGGUGCUGUAGUGUAGACUUUGAAGUCAGCUACAAUAGGGUAUUUGUGUCAUCACCCAGAAUUGGUAAUGUCAUUUUGGAGAAAAUACAGGUUAAUAAAUCUUCCUGGGUCAUUUCACAAACAGACCUUGUCUACCAAGUCCUGCGAUAAUACACACCAAGCAAGGGCACUGAUGCCGACUCUGAAGUUUAAACUAUUGUGGAAAGUAAAGAAAUGAAUAACACAGCAAAUUCACUUGCAGUUGCCCCUUGUUAGAAUGAUGUUCUCUUUUAAUCAGAACUGUUACAGAAGAAGUAGGAAUAGUAUACAAACACUGUCUUGUCAUUUUCUUAUUCUAUUUGCUUAAAGCAUAUUGUCUCCCAUGGUUAUGCACUGAGGCAGACUUUCUGGUAUUGCAGGAAAUGUUCACCCCUCAGCAUUUUCAAACACAAGCACACCCAAGAGAGACCGAAGGUCCACAGGAAGGAAUGAACCAUCCUCAGACACUCCUCAAGAUUCUCAGGUGCUCCCCUCCACCACCAUCCAAGACUUGAAUGUCUUUGUACAGGUACAGUGCAUUGGGAAAGUAUUCAGACCCCUUUACUUUUUUCACAUUUUGUUACAGUACAGCUUUAUUCUAAAAUGGAUUUAAUAAUAAAAAUGUCCUCAUCAAUCUACACACAAUACCCCAUAAUGACAAAGCGAAAACAGGUUUUUUGCAAAUGUAUAAAAAAUUAUCCUUGAUGUUUCUACAACUGAUUGGAGCCCACCUGUGGUACAUUCAAUUGAUUGGACAUGAUUUGGGAAGGCACACACCUGUCUAUAUAAGGUCCCACAGUUGACAGUGCAUGUUGGAGCAAAAACCAAGCCAUGAGGUCGAAGGAAUUGUCCGUAGAGCGCCGAGACAGGAUUGUGUCGAGGCACAGAUCUGGGGAAGGGUACCAAAAAAUGUCUGCAGCAUUGAAGGUCCCCAAGAACACAGUGGCCUCCAUCAUUCUUAAAUGGAAGAAAUGUGGAACCACCAAGACUCUUCAUAGAGCUGGCCGCCUGGCCAAACUGAGCAAUCAGGGGAGAAGGGCCUUGGUCAGGGAGGUGAUGGUCACUCACAGAGCUCCAGAGUUCCUCUGUGGAGAUGGGCGAACCUUCCAGAAGAACAACCAUCUCUGCAGCACUCCACCAAUUAGGCCUUUAUGGUAGAGUGGCCAGACGGAAGCCACUCCUCAGUAAAAGGCACAUAAAUGCCCACUUGGAGUUUGCCUAAAGGCACCUAAAGGACUCUCAGACCAUGAGAAACAAGAUUCUCUGGUCUGAUGAAACCAAGAUUGAACUCUUUGGCCUGAAUGCCAAGCGUCACGUCUGGAGGAAACCUGGCACCAUCCCUACGGUGAAGCAUGGUGGUGGCAGCAUCAUGCUGUGGUUAUGUUUUUCAGUGGCAGGGACUGGGAGACUAGUCAGGAUCGGGGAAAGAUUAAUGGCGCAAAGUACAGAGAUCCUUGAUGAAAACCUGCUCCAGAGUGCUCAGGACCUCAGACUGGGGCGAAGGUUCACCUUCCAACAGGACAACGACCCUAAGCACACAGCCAAGACAACGCAGGAGUGGCUUCGGGACAAGUCUCUGAAUGUCCUUGAGUGGCCCAGCCAGAGCCCGAACAUCUCUGGAGAGACCUGAAAAUAGCUGUGCAGCGAUGCUCCCCAUCCAACCUGACAGAGCUUGAGAGGAUCUGCAGAGAAGAAUGGGAGAAACUCCCCAAAUACAGGUGUGUCAAGCUUGUAGCGUCAUACCCAAGAAGACUUGAGGCUGUAAUUUUUUUUUUUUUUCACAUUUGCAAAAAUGUCUAAACCUGUUUUUGCUUUGUCAUUAUGGGGUAUUGUGUGUUAAUUGAUGGGGGGGGGGGGGGGGGGGACACGACAAUUUAAUCCAUUUUAGAAUAAGGCUGUAAUGUAACGAAAUUUGAAAAAAGUCAAGGGGUCUGAAUACUUUCCAAAUGCACUAACUGCCAAAAUAAAGGAAACAAAUGAGUAAAUGAGGGAUGUAAAGUAUAUUGAAAGAAAGUGCUUCCUGAGUUAGUUAAGCAAUUAACAUCCCAUCAUGCUUAGGGUCAUGUAUAAAAAUGCCCAGUUGCCCAUUAUGUUGUUACCAUGACUAGAAGAGGUCUGUGACUUUGAAAGAGGGGUCUCAAAUGAGCAUAGGGGAUUUAAAGUGUGUGUGUGUGUGUGUGUGUGUGUCUCAGUCACCAGAGCUCAACCCAAUUGAACACUUAUGGGAGAUUCUGGAGAGGUGCCUGAGACUGCAUUUUCCACCACCAUCAACAAACACCAGAUGAUGGUAUUUCUUGUGGAGGAAUGGUGUCGCAUGCCUCCAAUUGAGUUCCAGACACUUGUAGAAUCUACGCUAAGGCACAUUGAAGCUGUGCUGGCAGCUCGUGGUGGCCCAACACCCUAUUAAGACACUAUGUUGGUGUUUCCUUUAUUUUGGCAGUUAACUGUAUGUUUUAGUCAAUUAGAAAUUUGACUGAUGCAGUAUAAUGAAACUCGUUUGAGACCCAGUAUUUUAAUAUGACAAGCUUAAAUGUUUUCUGAAAUAUUGUUUUAUUUGUGCAGGAAUCUGAAGAUUGUACUCCUCCCAAUAAGAAGGGGAAGUUGGAAACUCCCUCAGAUUUCCUCAAAACCAGCUAA
Molecule: messenger RNA, 7894 nt
Organism: Coregonus sp. 'balchen'
Lineage: Eukaryota; Metazoa; Chordata; Actinopteri; Salmoniformes; Salmonidae
Source: the annotation of a GenBank genome assembly